Messenger RNA from Plodia interpunctella (Indianmeal moth), 750 nucleotides. RefSeq names its product chorion class B protein PC10-like. The coding region runs from base 37 to 684 and encodes 215 amino acids. The record is from RefSeq and is a predicted model, not a curated record. NCBI's taxonomy places the organism in Eukaryota, Metazoa, Arthropoda, Insecta, Lepidoptera, Pyralidae. Gene Ontology annotation, cellular component: egg chorion. Gene Ontology annotation, molecular function: structural constituent of egg chorion. The transcript has a single exon. Gene Ontology annotation, biological process: chorion-containing eggshell formation; multicellular organism development.
GUAACAUAUAAUUAUUGAAGUGAAUCAAACAUCAAAAUGGCAUCCAAAGCUUUCUUCGCAAUCUUGGCUCAAGCCGUGCUGAUCCAGGCAGCGUUUGCCCAAUGGGUAGGCAACUCCGUGGUAGACAACAACGUCGUGGUCAACAAUGGAGCUGGUGGACUGGGCGGUGGUGCUCUUGGUGUGACUGGUUCGAACAAUGGUUUGGGACUGGGCUUAGCUGGCAAUGGACUGGGCUUGGCCAAUGGUUUGGCUGGAGUUGGAGUAGUCGGCGCUGGAUUAGGUGCUAACUUGGGAGGAUUGGCAUUGAACAACGAACUUGGUUUGGGUCUUGGCAACGUGGUGGUGGGAGGACCAGGAUUUGUCGACCUUGCCGCUCUGUCUGCCGGAGGAGUUUUGCCGAUCACCAGUGUGGGUCCUGUCGUCCCAGCAGGUCUUAACGUGUUGUCAGACAACGCGAUCGAAGGUGUUGUUCUAGUCAAUGGUCAGCUACCUUUCUUGAGCGCUGCAGCCUUCGAAGGGGCCCUGGCUACAGCUGGUUCCGGAGCCUCUUCUUGCGGCUGUGGUAACGGCGACAUUGGCGUCGUCAGCCAGACUGGAUCUUCUCUGCUGCCAGCUGCUGCCGGUCUUAGCCUUGGUGGCCUAGGUGGUUUCAGUAGAUUAGCCAACCAAGGUCUGCUCCUUUAAAUUCUCAUAGUCAAUAUUAUUGUUACAAAUAAUAGUUACUAAUAAAAUGUUGGUUGUUUAAUAUAA